AUGGAGGACGACGCAGAAGAAAUGAAAUCACUGCGUGAUAGCAGAAGUAAUAUUGAAAGCAAAGAUGAAACAAAUAAAUCUUCAACUGGUCAAAGCCAUGCCCAAGGAAAGGAGAAGAAAGCACGUACAUUUGACUUCAUGGCCAUGUUUCAAGAAGCCCGUCAAACUGCCAUUGAGAGGACAAAGGAUAAUAUAGAUUCCAUACCCCCAGAUAUCGAAACGUUGACUGUGAGUAAGAAAGAAAAAUCAAGAAAAGAAUCUAGUUCAUCUUCUGGUAGUGACAGUAGUGAUGAUUCUGACUCAGACUCUUCUAGUUCAGAUGAAAAAUCUAAGUCAAAGAAAAAGAAGACUUUGUCAAAGAAAAAGACUGCAAGUUCAGACUCUGAUGAGGAUGAUAUAGGGCCUCCACUUCCGCCUGAUAUGCUUGUCUCAGGUAAUACAAAGAGAAGUGACAAAGAGGAAGAGGUGAUAGGCCCACCCCUACCUCCUGAUAUUAGAGGAGGAGGAAAAUCAGAUGAUGAUGACAGUGAGGAGGAUGAAGAAGAAGAGAGUUUGGUCAGUAAAAUUCCAUCCAGCCAUGAAAUAUUACUAAACCAUGGAGUCAAACCUGUAUCUGCCUUAGCACUGGAUCCAUCAGGGGCAAGACUGGUGACUGGAAGUGUUGACUAUGAAAUGAAGUUCUGGGAUUUUGCUGGAAUGGACACAUCAUUACAGUCUUUUAGGUCAAUCAGACCUUGUGAAUGUCAUCCUAUUAAGCAGCUACAGUAUAGUUCCACUGGUGACACCAUACUGGUCGUUUCUGGUAACAAUAAAGCUAAAGUGCUGGAUAGGGAUGGUUUUGAGAAAAUGGAGUGUGCAAAAGGAGACCCAUAUCUCUUAGAUAUGGCAAACACAAAGGGACAUGCAGCAAUGUUGAACUCAGGGUGCUGGCAUCCUAAAGUCAGGGAAGAAUUUAUGACUUGUUCUAAUGACUGCACUGUCCGGUUAUGGGAUGUGAGUAUGGAAGGAAAGAAACACAAGCAUUGUCUAAAACCUCGAACUCAGUUGGGUCGUAAAACUAUCCCAACAACUUGUGCCUACAGUAAAGAUGGCCGCUGGGUGGCUACAGCUUGUCAAGACGGCUCCAUACAGAUCUGGGAUCACAAUAAGUCAUUCGUAAAUGUUUCCUUAGUAAACAGAAAUUGUCAUAUGAAUGGCAGUGAUACAUCCUGUCUCUGCUUCAGCUACUGUGGGAAAAUGUUGGCAUCAAGGGGAGGAGAUGAUACCCUCAAGACUUGGGAUAUGCGCAAUUUUAAGAAGCCACUGAAUGUUGUUAAUGACUUGGACAACUUUUUCUCAUUCACAGAUUGUGUUUUCAGUCCAGAUGAUCAAAUGGUCAUCACAGGACUCUCAGUUAAGAAGAAUUCAGGCAAAGGGAAAUUACUCUUUUAUGAAAGAAACACACUAACAAAGUUGUCAGAACUUGAAAUAUCUGACUCGAGUGUUGUGCGUUGUCUGUGGCAUCCAAAGCUUAAUCAGAUGGUCGUUGGUUGUGCAGAUGGUCAAGUCCGGCUUUUCUAUGAUCCCAAAAAAAGUCAGCGGGGUGCAAUGUUGAGUGUUGUGAAAUCAGAAAGGAAAAGUCGACAGAUAAAAGUGAUGACAACUCAACAAAUUAUCACACCAUAUGCUCUGCCAAUGUUCCGUGAGGGUCGCCCAACCAGUACUCGUAAGGCAGAGGAACGGGUGAGGAAGGACCCUGUCAAAUCUAGAAGACCUGACCUUCCCAUCACUGGACCAGGUGAAGGUGGCCGUGUUGCACAAAGGGGAGCAACUCUUUCUCAGUAUGUGGUCCAGAAUCUUGUUCUGAAAAAACCUGACAAGUACGAAAAUGAUCCAAGGGAGGCCAUUUUGAGACAUGCCAAAGAUGCAGAAGAAAAUCCGUUUUGGGUAGAACCAGCAUACAAACAAAAUCAACCUGUGAAGAUAUUUCAAGAGGCAGAAGAAGAGAAGAAAAAUGACGAUGACGAUGAUGAGCCGUUGUGGAAGAAAGCAAAGCUAGGAUGAUAUUUGUCUGUUUUUUUUGUACACCUGUUUUAACAUUUGUAGAUAAAAUAAAUAUGAUAGGUUAA
Molecule: messenger RNA, 2108 nt
Organism: Ylistrum balloti
Lineage: Eukaryota; Metazoa; Mollusca; Bivalvia; Pectinida; Pectinidae
Product: WD repeat-containing protein 70-like
Exons: 17
Coding region: 1-2043 (680 amino acids)
Biological process (GO): regulation of DNA double-strand break processing
Cellular component (GO): site of double-strand break; nucleus
Molecular function (GO): protein binding
Source: RefSeq, a predicted model, not a curated record